AUGAAGCAAAAUCAGUUCGUGUCGUCUUCAGCUAGGAAAGCUCGUAAGGCACACUUCAAUGCUCCUUCACAUAUUAGGAGGAAAUUGAUGAGUGCUCCUUUAACCAAAGAUUUACGUAACAAGCAUGGGAUCCGUUCAAUACCGAUCAGAAUAGAUGACGAAGUCACCGUUACUCGAGGACAUUAUAAAGGAAACGCUGGGCGUGUAAUGCGUGUUUACCGGAAAAAAUUCGUUAUCCACAUUGAUAAAAUUACUCGUGAAAAAGCAAAUGGUUCUACAGUACAUAUUGGAAUCCAUCCAUCCAAGGUAGCGCUGACAAAACUAAAGAUGGAUAAGGAUCGACGAGCGAUGAUUGAAAGAAAAGCUGCCGGGCGAGCACGUAUAACAGGCCUGUUGAAGGGUAAACAUACCGAAGAAACCAUUUCCGAGGAGAAAAAUGUUUAA
This is a messenger RNA of Brugia malayi, 444 nucleotides long. It is a transcript of the gene Bma-rpl-26, whose product is annotated as 60S ribosomal protein L26, putative. Gene Ontology annotation, cellular component: cytosolic large ribosomal subunit. Gene Ontology annotation, molecular function: RNA binding; structural constituent of ribosome. The record is from RefSeq and is a predicted model, not a curated record. Bases 1 to 444 code for a protein of 147 amino acids. The transcript has 3 exons. Gene Ontology annotation, biological process: ribosomal large subunit biogenesis; cytoplasmic translation. NCBI's taxonomy places the organism in Eukaryota, Metazoa, Nematoda, Chromadorea, Rhabditida, Onchocercidae.